AUGCGGAACAACCCGCUACUGUAUUCUGCUGCCAAGAAGAAGGUUCUGAAUGCAGAAUGCCCAUACUCCACAAUGCCCAUACUCCACAAUGCCGCAAGAAGAGGGGACUGGGCCCUUGUCAAUAGUUUGCUGCGGACGGGUGCCGACGUCGAUGAAAUGCAAAAAUAUGAAGAAGUGACCGCAUUGCAUGUUGCCUGUCGCGCUGGGCAUUUGAAAGUUGCACGGCUAUUGUUAGACCGAGGCGCUGAUGUGAAUGUAACCAGCCCUGAUAGUUGGGCACCCUUGUAUUCUGCUUGUGGUAGCCGUCAUCUUGAGAUUGUCCAACUUUUGUUGGACUAUGGUGCUGACAUGGAAGCAAGGGCUUACGAUGGCCGCACGCCAUUGGCUUGGGGCUUGGAUGAUGACGCGUGGGAGGGAACGCGGCUUCUGUUGGAUCGAGGAGCAGAUUUGAAUGUCAAAGAUAACAACGGAAAUACACCCCUACACAACGUAUGUCGCAAUAAUUUUCUUGAUAGUGUAAGGCUUUUCGUAGAACGGGGAGCGGACGUGAAUGCAGCGAAUCAAGACAACCAAACGCCAUUGCAUGUUGCCUGCGAGCAUCAAAACUCGGAAAUUAUGCGGCUUCUGUUGGAUCAAGGAGCAGAUUUAAACGUCAAAGAUGACCACGGAACUACACCCCUAGACAACCUCUGUAGCAAUAAUUUUCUUGACGGUGUACGGCUUUUUGUAGAACGGGGAGCGGACGUGAAUGCCGUUGAUGCAGACAGCCAAACGCCAUUGCAUGUUGCAUGCGAGCAUCAAAACUCGGAGAUUAUGCGGCUUCUGUUGGAUCGAGGAGCAGAUUUGAACGUCAAAGAUGACCACGGAAAUACAGCCCUACACAACCUCUGUCGCAAUAAUUUUCUUGACGGUGUAGGGCUUUUAGUAGAACGGGGAGCGGACGUGAAUGCAGCGAAUCAAGACAACCAAACGCCAUUGCAUGUUGCCUGCGAGCAUCAAAACUCGGAGAUUAUGCGGCUUCUGUUGGAUCGAGGAGCAGAUUUGAACGUCAAAGAUGACGACGGAAGUACAGCCCUACAUAGCCUCUGUCGCAAUAAUUUUCUUGACGGUGUACGGCUUUUCAUAGAACGGGGAGCGGACGUGAAUGCAACGAAUGAAAGCAGCCAAACGCCAUUGUAUUUUGCCUGUGAGAAUCAAAACUUGGAGAUUAUGAGGCUGCUAUUAGCAAGUGGUGCAAAUAUGGAGACAUGUGCUGAUGAGUCUGUGACCCUGUUGCAUCACGUUUGCGGCCAAGGAUAUCUCGAAAGUGCUAGAUUCCUAUUAGACAAUGGUGCCAACUUUGAAACAAGGAAUAGUUGUAAUGAGACCCCAAUCGUGAUUGCAUGCGAGAAUGGACAAGUGGAAGUUGUUAGACUGUUGAUUGAUAGAGGGGCCAAUGCUGAAGCAAAAAGUUAUUCGGGAGAUAUCCCGUUCAUGUCUGCAUGUAGGUGUGGACAAAUAGAAGUUGCAGAGCUUUUGCUCGAUCGACACGCAGAUGUGAAUGCAAAGGAUUUAAAAGGUUAUACUUCAUUACUGCAUGCAUCUAAACGCUGCAAUGACAAGGUUGCGCGAUUCUUGAUCAAUGCCGGUGCUAAUGUUAAUGCAAAGGAGGAGAAAUGGGAUUCGACACCGCUGCAUUUCGCAAGUAAAAAGGGCAGUGCCGAUAUUGUGCGAUUGUUACUGGAUAGCGGUGCGGAUAUGGAAUCACAAGGACGAGACAAAUUCACCCCUUUGCACACAGCUUGUGGGUUUGGUAAUUUCGCAGUUGUCCGACUCCUCUUGGACAGCAAUGCAAAUUUGGAAGCUCGGACUGCUGUUGGGUGUACCCCACUGCAUCUCGCAUGUGCAUAUGCAAGCUCGAAAAUUGUGCGGUUGUUGUUGGAUCGAGGGGCAAAUACGGAAGCCAGGACGGGGUGCGGCACGACUCCUUUAAUCAUUGCAGCUGGAGGGCAACAUCAUCAGAUCGUUUGGCUAUUGAUACAACGCUCGCCGUGGUUGAUAAUGGGUAGCCCCGACGGCCAAGUGACUUCACAAAUGUAG
Messenger RNA from Cylindrotheca closterium, 2079 nucleotides. The record is from the annotation of a GenBank genome assembly. Lineage: Eukaryota; Bacillariophyta; Bacillariophyceae; Bacillariales; Bacillariaceae.